AUAAGCAUCUCUCUCCCAGCAUCUUCCAAGCACAUUGACACAUUGAGCAGCUUUUAGAACUGCGCAGAAACUUCAGAAACGUCCUACCUGGAUGUGCCUGUAACUCCAUCUUCUCUCUUGGACUUGGUCUGCUGCAGUUAACAGACUUUAGCCAACCCCACAGCUCCCUAGACAAGAGGGAGCACAAUAACGAAGAGACGCUGCUUCUUUCGCAGGUUCUGUCUGGAUGGGGGGAGACACAUGGCAUCUGGGCUUCCGGCUGGGCCUGACUGCUCUGCUGCUCUUUGGUGGAGGAAGAGGGAAAGAGUUCCCCGGCAGCCUGAGCUGCCUGAAUAAUUACGUGACUACCGUGAGCUGCACGUGGGCAAUGGAGGAACCUGUGGGUGAUGGACCUUUCCACCUGCAUUUCACCAACCUCUGGUCAAAGGGCCACAACGCCAGCUGCAAACUGACUGCCAGAGAGAGCACGCGGAAUCAGUACCACUGCACAAUCCACUUAGCCAGCCAGAUCUUGGAAAUAGAUGGUUAUAGAGUCUCUCUCCAAGGCAACUUCUUUGGACGUAAUCACACGUACAUUACCUUCCCAGAGUACAAUCCCCGCGAGCACAUAAAGCUUGAUCCACCUUUGGACAUCCAGAGCAACGUCACUGCCAGCAAGUGUCAAAUAUGGUGGAAUAUGCCUUGGUACCUCGCUGGAAUCCUUCAGUAUGAGUUGCAGUAUAAGGAGUACAGCAUGUCUUGGGAGAUCGCAUUGAACAAGACACUACCCAGUUCGCUGCCACAGAUAGAAAUUGAAGCCUCAGAGCUUCGCAGUGGCAUUGCUUACAUUGCACGAGUUCGCUGCAAAAUUUCUGAAUAUGAGGAGUCGUACCAUAGUCAGUGGAGCGAGUGGAGCCAGACCACAGUGUUCCAAAGAGCAGAUGUACCAAAACUGUCUGAAAAGAUGCUAAAUACCAGAACUAUGCAGUUCUUGUUAAUUCCUCUGAGUUUUGGCACUCUAGUCUACUUAUUUUGGAACUGCAAGCUUUCUUCAAGGGCAAAAAGCCUCUCCUGCUUUAACAUUCCCACGCCAGCUGCUUUCUUCCAGCCACUCUAUAAUUUGCACAAUGGGAAUUUUAAGGACUGGGUUGGACCUAGUAAGGCUUGUAGCCAACUCAGAAGACAAGAGGCCAGCGACUCAAAGAAAGUGACUGCAGAUGGAGAUUCUGAUUUAAACACCCAAGAACUGAUAUCCCAGGUCUCCUUGAAACCUAUGGAAAGCACAAGUCUGGGUGCUGCAGAAGAAAACUUUGUAUUCGCCUCAGGUCCAAGCCAUCAGUAUGUACCCAGCAGGUACAUAAAAGCAGAAGAGAUAGAAGCGAGGCUGGGACUAUUGUUUGCACAAAACCAUGCUGAUGAUACAGCUGACCCAAAAAUCUCUGAAAUAAUUAAAGCCAACCUUCAGAGUCCUAGCAUGGGAAGGAAUUACUCCUCUCACUCACAGCAUGGAAAGGGUGACUUCCUUAUGCUUCAGGAAUCUCUGGAGAUAGUAAACGUGUCCUUCAGCAGUAGCGACUAUUGUACCUUGUGUGACAAUGAUACCACAGGAGGUUUGAUUCCUGCGGAACCCCUGAAGUUCUCCAACGGUAACAGUCUUGCUAAACAUCGGAAUGAGCAGAGUGACCUUCCCUGAGGAAUACUGCCUGCAAAGAUCUUUGUGCUGUCCUCUUCCCUCCCAGCAUUGUCUUCCCAAGUGGCUUACAUGGUGACUGUGCAGACAAUUACAGGUGUAUCAUUGUUAGGUAAAUUCUCAGUUUCUGUAUUUCAAAAGAAGAUUGUGGCCAACUGCCCUGGCUAGCAAACACCACCCCACAGGCAUGGCAAGGCCCCACUCCAGCAACAUCGGCUGUCUCAGGGGACACAUGACCAUGCCCUUCUGUAA
Messenger RNA from Egretta garzetta (little egret), 1921 nucleotides. RefSeq names its product interleukin-9 receptor-like. The coding region runs from base 227 to 1672 and encodes 481 amino acids. NCBI's taxonomy places the organism in Eukaryota, Metazoa, Chordata, Aves, Pelecaniformes, Ardeidae. Gene Ontology annotation, molecular function: protein binding; cytokine receptor activity. Gene Ontology annotation, biological process: cytokine-mediated signaling pathway; immunoglobulin mediated immune response; production of molecular mediator involved in inflammatory response. The transcript is spliced from 10 exons. The record is from RefSeq and is a predicted model, not a curated record. Gene Ontology annotation, cellular component: membrane; external side of plasma membrane.